AUGGACAACGACACUAAAGCAUCUCUUUACCACUCUAAGCCCUACAUGGCGGCUGCGAGCGCCAUGACAACCUUCAAGCCGAUAAACGCAAUCCACCAGCAUCUCUGUGCAUUCCACGAGUACUCGCAAGACCGUACAAGACACCUCGAAGCACAUCAUUACUGCACGCAUCUCACCCAUGAAUUCCACCAAUGCAUCAUCUACGACUCCGACCAGCCAAACGCUAAGCUCAUCGGCAUCGAAUAUAUUGUCUCGGAGAAGAUCUUCGAUUCCUUACCUGCCGAAGAGAAACGAUACUGGCACUCCCACAAAUACGAAGUGGAGAGCGGGUAUCUGCAGAUGCAGGCCAAUAGCCUUGUUCCAGGCGCAUGGUUUUAUUCAGGCGCCGUGACCGAUAUCGCAGAACAGCCCGCGAUCCUCGAGAUCCACAAGACAUACGGCAAGACCAUCCAUACUUGGCCGGUUGACAUCUCGCCAGAUCUUCCACUCGGCCCACCCAACCUUAUGGUCUCAUACACGGGCGAGGGACAAGGUCCUCCUCCGGAGAUGAUCAAAGCGCGCGACGAGAAGUGUGGAAUGGACACGCAGGCAAAGAGAAAGCUGCGCGCAAGCUACCUGCCAGAGUAUGAGGUGCGAGCGGAGGCAGACCAAUGGGAAAAGACCGGUAAGGGCAUUGUGUUCGAGGCGAAGGAGGUCCCCUUCAAGCCUUACGAUGGGCCGGGUAGUACGCAGGUUUGA
Postia placenta MAD-698-R-SB12 is the source of this 738-nucleotide messenger RNA. RefSeq lists its product as hypothetical. The record is from RefSeq and is a predicted model, not a curated record. The transcript has 4 exons. Bases 1 to 738 code for a protein of 245 amino acids. NCBI's taxonomy places the organism in Eukaryota, Fungi, Basidiomycota, Agaricomycetes, Polyporales, Adustoporiaceae.